CUGAAGGACACACUGAGUUUCCUCCCUCUGAGAGAGGCUGCUGCUGCAGCUGUCUCCACUCAUUGGGGGUCAUUCCGAGUUGUUCGCUCGCAAGCUGCUUUUAGCAGCUUUGCACACGCUAAGCCGCCGCCUACUGGGAGUGAAUCUUAGCUUAUCAAAAUUGCGAACGAAAGAUUCGCAAUAUUGCGAAAAGACAUCUCUGUGCAGUUUCUGAGUAGCUCGAGACUUACUCUUCCAGUGCGAUCAGUUCAGUGCUUGUCGUUCCUGGUUUGACGUCACAAACACACCCAGCGUUCGCCCAGACACUCCUCCGUUUCUCCAGCCACUCCUGCGUUUUUCCCAGAAACUGUAGCGUUUUUUCACACACACCCAUAAAACGGCCAGUUUCCGCCCAGAAACACCCACUUCCUGUCAAUCACAUUACGAUCACCAGAACGAAGAAAAAACCGUGAGUAAAAUUCCUAACUGCACAGCAAAUUUACUUGGCGCAGUCGCAGUGCGAACAUUGCGCAUGCGCAUUAAGCGGAAAAUCGCUGCGAUGCAAAGAAAUUUACCGAGCGAACAACUCGGAAUGACCCCCAUUAAACAGUGAGUGACUUGUAGGGUUUAUGUAGCAGAAAUUCUAAUAGGAUAUCGAUAUUGAUAAGUUGUGAGGGAAGAAUUGGAGUGGGCUGACAAUCCGCAGUCUGAACAUUCAGUCCACCAUAGUCUCGCGCUAUGCCUUCACCAAGGUGCAUACUGUUAUGGCCAACCCGCAUGAUGUAUCAAAGGAGGCCAUCUUUGAUUUGGAGCUGCCCAGCUCAGCAUUCAUAUCCAACUUCACUCUCACAGUUAACGGUAACACGCAUGUUGCUGAGGUAAAGGAGAAGCACCAAGCAAAGAAGAUGUAUGAGGAUGCAAGACGACAGGGGAAGACCGCAGCUCAUGUUGGGACCAGGGACAGAGAGACAGAGAAGUUCCGUAUGUCUAUGAAUGUGGAGGCUGGUGGGGAGAUCACCUUCACCCUGACCUAUGAGGAACUGCUGAGAAGACACCUGGGGAAAUAUGAGCAAGCUGUCAGUGUGCGACCGGGGCAGAUAGUCCAAAACCUCACCGUGCAGGUGACAAUCUCUGAAAGGACAGGGAUAGACUAUGUUCGAGUUCUACCUCUACGUGCCAGCCGUCUGAUCACCAACAAUGUGCGAGGCGAGACGGCAAUGCCUCCAUCCACAGAGAUAGAAAAGAGUUCUAACUGCGCACGGGUCACUUUCCGACCAACACCUAAGGAGCAGGCUGCCCAUUCCAACGCUGGCAUCACUGCAGAUUUUGUUGUCCAGUACGACGUGACCGUGAAAGAUCUUGCAGGGGAUGUUCAGAUAUACAAUGGAUAUUUUGUUCACUACUUCGCCCCACGAGGGCUACCAACUAUUCAGAAGAACGUCAUCUUCGUCAUCGAUGUCAGUGGGUCAAUGUUUGGCACCAAAAUUAAACAGACCAAGAGUGCAAUGCACGUCAUCUUGAAUGACCUCCACCGAGAUGACUCCUUCAAUAUAAUCACCUUCUCGGAUGUGGUACAAGUGUGGAAGCCUGGCUUCUCCAUCCAAGCCACAGUACAGAACAUCAAGAGUGCAAAGGACUAUGUGAAUAAAAUUGAAGCUGAUGGAUGGACCGAUAUUAAUGCCGCAAUCCUGGCUGCAGCUUCGAUCUUCAACCAGACAUCAGCCAAAUUGGAGAAAGGUGGUAUGAAACAGAAGAUCCCUUUAAUCAUAUUCUUAACUGAUGGAGAAGCCACCUCAGGGGUCACUUCUUCUAUUCGCAUCCUGGAAAAUGCACAGAAGGCGCUGAAAGGCACGGUCUCCCUCUUUUGCCUAGCCUUUGGUGAAGAUGCUGACUACAACCUCAUGCGCCGGCUGUCCCUGGAAAACCGUGGCAUAGCACGGCGCAUCUACGAAUAUUCCGACGCCACACUACAACUAAAGGGAUUUUAUGAUGAGAUUGCCAGUCCUCUCCUCUUCGAUAUUGAGCUGGCUUACCAUGGAGAAGCAGUUCAAAAUGUGACACAGACCCUUUUCCCCAAUUUUUUUGAGGGGUCAGAGUUGGUGGUUACCGGAAAGUUAAAGUCGGGCACAAAGAACCUUCAGGUUAGAAUGACUGCUCAUGACCAGAAAGAGAAGCUAAGUCUAGAAAAUGAUAUCUCCUUGGAGGAUAAUGCCACGCAAUCUGGCUUUGGAUGUUCGGGCAACGUGGAUGAAAUCCAGUGGUUUGUCCAGAGGCUUUGGGCUUAUUUCACCAUUCAGGAUUUGUUACAGGCAAGGAUCAAAGCCAAUGACACCAUAGCUAGAAAGAUUCUUACCGAGAAGGCUACCAAUUUAUCCCUUAAGUAUAACUUUGUGACGCCUGUUACUUCCUUGAUUGUAGUUAAACCUGAUGACCCGGAUGACCCAAAAACUACCACCGUCACUUCAGUGCCUAGUACUACAACUCUUCCUGCAGCUGUACCUUCCUAUACUACAGUAAAUUUUACUACCGCUGUUCUGAUCCCCAAGUCCACUUCACCAGCCCGACCUAAAAGGCCGACCACUAAAACGCCCAAACUUCCAGCGACGACCAAGAUAAGCACAAUGAGACCAACAACUAAUAUUAUAGGAACCAGGGGCCAACCGAAUGCCACUCCGGGAAUGCUCACAACUAAUGCCAUGGAGAAGAUUACAACUAUGGCUCCAGUAGCCAGAUCAUUCCCAACGACCCAUUCAAGUCUCCGACACAAAUCCCCUUUAUCCCCCACCAGCACAUUUCACCUAAGCAGCUUUGUACCAACAGGAACAAUAUCCAGCACAGAAAAACCUACUACCACAUUCUUAAGUUUUGAAGGUCCAUCCAGCUCUGUGGCUCCAGGCAGAAUGUCUACAGUUCCAGCGGCAGAAACUGUGCAGGAGAUCUCUACCGCAUCUUUUGCCACCACAAUUAAUCCUGAUGACCCGGAGGGUGAUGAAAUGCAAGGGUCGAAUCCCACUACAGUACCUGUGAACCCCACUUCCCUGAGACUUCUUAUUCUCUCCCAUGAUGCAGAGCUUCUACCUGGCACAUACACGUAUCCAACAUAUGUCGAGUCGCUGAACCCUCCCCCAGUUUACAGCUAUUUUGAAGAAAUUGCAGGGGGAAGUCAUGGAACAUAUUCAACAGAUGACUCUGAUUAUGCUUUUAUCGUGGACCCCUUCUUGGAACCAGAUAUUGACUAUGAUGGGGUACCUGCUGGCGUGCCUGGGCUCCAGACUUUCAUGUCCUCAGUUGACGGAGAUCCUCACUUUGUGGUGAAUUUACCUCAGAUCCGAGAAAAGUUGUGUUUCACUCUAGAUGGUCGUCCAGGGGACAUCCUCAGGCUCCUCUCUGACCCAGAUACAGGUAUCACAGUGAAUGGACAUUUGAUGAAGGCCCCUCUGAGAAUUGGCCAUGAAAGCCGGUUACGUACUUACCUAGACAUCAUCACUAUCACCAUCAACCAGCCACGAUGCAAUUACAUAGUCAAUAUCUCUCUAGACAGUUUGACCCUUAAGGGGGAGAAACAGAUUACGCUCCCAGUUAACAGACCUGCUCUGCUCCGAAAACCCAAAUUGGCCAUCAAAAUCUCACCAUCAUCCAAUAUAACAGUGUGGAUUGGGCGUAAUGUGGAGUUGUUGAUCUUGUUUCAUCACUACCAGCAUCCAACGUACCUGCAGCUGAACCAUCUGGGCUUUUACAUUGUCAGAGGAGAUGGGUUAUCUGCCAGCUGUGGAGGCCUCUUAGGUCAGUUCCAAAAUGCCCAUAUAGAAGUCACUGAGCGGAAGCAGAGUAAUGAUCUGACCCUGUCUGGAGUUCUGAGAAGAAAUAACCACACCGCUCCUGCAAUUCUUGCUGUAAAAGCCAUGAAGGAUUCCACGGCACAAGUCCACAUGUCCAAAUGCUGGCUGGUGAAACACACAGAUGUCGAGGAGAUUCUAGACGGAAAGUACAUGUCCUACGUGGCGUCAGACCUUCAAGAUAUGUAAGAUCACCUGCACGCCCCAUACAUACAGUAUGAUGUCUGCAUUGUCACAGGUCAGCUAUCAACGGGUUCACUAUCUAUGAGGAUGCUGUAUUCCUGCAAAGGACACAAAGUAAUAUAGAAAGAGCAAUAUGUUCAUUGUCCAAGAGAAAUGAUCCUGGACAGCAACCACCAUCGGUUUGUGAUCAUAAAGUCAAGCGCAGGAACUGUCCAGCUUUUAUCAUCGUCCUGUAACUGAGUUACUCACAUCCAUAAGUGGCAGCACCUUUGUGCCUGCACGUCGCACUCAUACAAGCUAAUUGUUGUCAUGUCCGAGGACCUAUUAAUCUGGUAAUGAAUGUAGUGGUAAGGUGUUAGUGUAUAGUAUAUUAACUUUAUGUCUUCAUAUAUUUAUAUGAGAGAAGUGUUUAUAAAUGUGUAUAAAAUGUUAUGCUGUUGUGAAAAGUCAAAGCACGCUCACCAUAAUCAGGCCUUGUCCAGUAGGCCUGUUCUUAGACUUCACAUUCCAGGUGGAGGAAGUCACCAUGGAAACACUGAAGAUUAGGUUAACAUGGGUUGGGUAUGAUAUGUUGGCAGCCAUCCCGGCAACAAUAAUCAGUCGACAUGAGAAUAUCAACAUGGUCUUAAUGUAGAAGUUGACCAUGUCAACAGUGAUUAUCGACGUGAGGAUAUCGUCAUGGUCAUAAUGUUGACGUUGGCCAAGUCCACAUUUAUUAUGUAAACAGUGAUGAAAUGUUGAAAUGUUAGAAUGUCGACAUAUCAUCCCUGGUGGCCUAGUGGGGACUUAUCUGCUCCCAGCGGCUUCAGCCGUGUCUUCCAGGUCCCGAUAGUCAUGUGGCUAUAACUUCCGGGUCAGACUACCAGCCUAACCCUCCCUCUAGUGCAGUCCUGGCCAACUUGUGUCUCUCCAGCUGUUGCAAAAUUACACAUCCCAUUAUGCUCUGGACCAGUUUUAGCAUACCCUAGUAGCAAAACUGUGGCAGGGCAUGCUGGGACUUGUUGUUUCACAACAGCUGGAGAGCCACAGGUUGAACAGGCCUGCUCUAGUGCCUAACCCGGACCUCCCCCACACCCGCAGCCUACCCUAACCCUACCCCUGAAGCCUAACCAUAACCUUCCCCCACAGCCUAACCCCACACCCCACCCCCAUUAUAACUGUCAACCUUGUGGUAUAGGCACUGUUAUUGUCGACCUUUUGACUACACCCCAUUUAGACUGAUCCUUACUGUGUAGUGUUGCUCACCAACACAAAACAGUGUGGAAAGGAUCUUCAGAAAGUCAUGUCUGCAUUUGGAAUACACAAGUACAUUCUAAAACCACAUUUGUCUGGACAAAACCUUCCAAGUUCCAAUCCUUGUUUUGUGUGUUUAAAAAAGUUUUGUACAUUUGUAACAUUCCAGAAAUACUGUCCUGUUGCUGUUUGUUUGUAAAACUGAUGUGUGUUUGUCUGUUUUUGUGGUUACAAAUGUAAAAACUCUUGCACAUGGAAUCUGGUUUCCGCUACUUCCCAGGAGAGUGUCAGUUACAGCCUCCUCCUUGGUAAUGUGAUGUCAGAGGAGGGGGAGGAAGGCAGAGAUUCUACCUGACAAUAAGCAGGGGGUUCCAAAGUAUCCCUGCUCAUCAAAUUCUGCACGGUGACUGUGACUGUCAUGGUAACGGAAUGAAAGUGAACAAACUCUAGACUGAAUCAUAAAUGAAAGUAAAGCAUAAUAGCAUGGUGUGUCUUCUAAUAGGUAACCAAAAGGAUUUACGUUAAAGAAACCCCUUGUUUGUACAAGCAAUAACACUUUUAUGGGUCUAGUCAAACAGGCUUUUUUCUGUACCUAAAAUCAGGGUUUACCGCUUAGAGACCCACUGAUUCUGUUUGUGAACUGCAGAAUCAAUCUCCGCGCGCCAAUCCCCGAUUUUGCCGUUUCUCUGGGACCUUUCCUUGCAACUCAUGUAGCUGCGAAGUUCAGUCCACCAUCAGGGAUUCAUGUGCGGGGUAAUCCCCGCUGACUGACUCUGUCCAUCUGUAGCAAUUAGCCACAGGGUUAAUUAAAUAUGCCAGUUAAAGUAAAUCUUUUAGACCAAUUACCCAGCUUUGAGAUUCCGGACGAACUUGUACGUUUUUUUUUUAAAAGCGGCAGUCAUUUCCUGGGCAAAACCAAACUGGUUAUUCCUUGUAAAUGAUUACCGCUUUUAAAAUAAACGUAUGAGACCUGCCGGAAUUUUGGCAUUCCGGUUGUCUUGCAUUAUAUCCGGCCCAUUAUCUCAGAAUGUGUGGCCAUCGGUGAUAAUACUGUAUAUUAUCUCAGUAUGUGUGGGCAGAACUAGGCCAAGUCCAACAAGUUAUAUUCAGAUUGCCAAUGAACUGCUACACAGCAGAGACAACAAAUGUAUAGGGUGACGCCGUGUGUGUCCGCAUAGGAAUCAAUGAAUCCCGAGCCCUGCAACGUUUCACUGGCACUUACCUUAUUAAUCGAUGCUUUGGAAAUGCCUCCUAAUGAAAAUGAGUAAUAACUAAUGUGGACGCAAGAAUGACAGUUAUGGGACUGUACUUACAGUGAUAGACACAAGGCCACCUACAGACAUGCACUGAACAUCUCUUUCCUCAGACCGCUGGCGUACCGCCACCUCUGCAGCAGAGCGCAAAACUGAACGAUGAUUCCCGCCACACAUUUUGUCUGUUUAUUGUUUUUACCACGUUAGACAUUAGUGGUUCUCAACCUCACCCCCAAGUCUUCUCAACAGGUCAUGUGUGGCGGAUUUCUGUCUGUGGAAGCAGCUGGGAUAAUUACUGACUAACAAAAUACAUUGACUCACAUGUGCAUGACUAUAGAAAUCCGCAAAACAUGACCUGCUGGCACGGCCGGAUUAAGCCUUGGGGGUGCCCGGGGAAUUUAAGACAGGGGGGCCCCACGAUGGAAGGUGGGGGAUGUAUAUUAAAUUGUGCAUACCUCCCAACAUGUCCCAUUCCAGGAGGGACAACAUGCUCUGCUCCUGGACUUCCCUCUUAAUAUAUGAUUGGCGUCACCUGUGUUGAACUAUUUAAUUGAUAUGAAAGAUACUUCAACACAGGUGAUUGCAAUCGUAAUUUAAGCAGGAAGUCCAGGUAGAGAGCAUUUUGUCACUCCUGGAAUGGGUCAUGGUGGGAUGUAUGGAUUGUGUAUAUUAAUUUUAAACCAAUGGUUUAUAUUAGUUUUAACUAAUAGUUUAAUAAUGGCUGGGUACUGUUUUAGCUCUACCUAAUUGAAAGAAGAAUUUUAUAAACUUUUCUUGUAGUGGAACAAAGACAACUUAACCUUAAAAUACAUAUAGAAAAAUAACAUAAUUUAUCUUGUCACAUGCAAGAAUAGCAGCAGGCUCUGUACUACUUACACACUGGGACAGGACUCAGGAGGCGAGUGUGUGUGUGUGUGUGUCUGUAUCUCUAGACCCAAAUGGUUUAGUUGUAUAACAGUUUACACAGGACUCAGACACCCUGGCGGGGAGUAGGAGAAGCUGGGAUCCCUGUGUCACUUACAGCUCUCUCCACCCUCCUAUCUCUCCUCUGGUCAGGAAGCUCUGUCGGUAGCUCAUGAAACAUGUUAUUACUGUGUCUCUGCCUGCACUGCCUACUGUCCUGCCUGCAUUUUGGCUGCUGGUUCUGCUGCUGCUUAAGAGAGAAAACUAGUGAUGUCAGAGUGCUCUGGGCAGGGGUCCCGGAGUACGGUAUGAUCUGCAUCCCCCCCUUAAUCUGGAUUUUCCUGCUGGUGGUAUUGGGGGACUGGAGAUGAGAACCUGCCACCCUAUGGGUACAAAGCAUAUUAGGCACAAUCCAGAUUCACGGACACCUGCUCCGUACAUUGGGCCUAAUUCAGACCUGAUCUCUGCUGUGCGUUUUCGCACAGCAGCCGUUCAGGUCUGAACUGCGCAUGCGCCGGCGCAUGCCAGGUGGCAAUCUCAAAACUGCGAUCGCCUCUGCCUGAUUGACAGGCAGAGGCGGUCUCUAGGCGGGAUGGGGCAGGCCGGCGUCAUAUGGCUGCCGCUGUAGAGGCACGGACCGGGCAAUGCAGGCGUGUCCGGACCACGCGGUAGGCGGGCCGCAGCAGCUGCCUGACGUCACACGCAACCACUGCGACCCGGAGAGCGACGAGUAGCACCCAGCCAGUGCGCGGGAGCCAACGCCGCUGUGCGAUGCUUUUGUACUUGUGCGGGGGGGGGGGGUGUCGGGCCUGACAUGCGGGGCGGACUAUCCCUGUGCUGGGCGUCCCCCCGCAUGUCAGGGAAGCUGAUCGUAGAUGUGCUGAAUUUACCACAUCUACAAUCAGGUCUGAAUUAGGCCCAUUGCUUGUGAGAGGGAAUUUUAUAUUCACCUUUAUGUCUCUACCAAGAGUUACAGCAGACAAUUGUUUUACAACUACUAAUGAAUCUGUCUCAUCUUUCUCAUGUGCAUAUUGUAAAGAGUUUAGAGUAUAAAAAUAAAAUGCAGAAUUCCUGGGAAAAUUA
This is a messenger RNA of Pseudophryne corroboree (corroboree frog), 8470 nucleotides long. RefSeq names its product inter-alpha-trypsin inhibitor heavy chain family member 6 (gene ITIH6). NCBI's taxonomy places the organism in Eukaryota, Metazoa, Chordata, Amphibia, Anura, Myobatrachidae. Gene Ontology annotation, molecular function: serine-type endopeptidase inhibitor activity. Bases 744 to 4004 code for a protein of 1086 amino acids. The transcript is spliced from 14 exons. Gene Ontology annotation, biological process: hyaluronan metabolic process. The record is from RefSeq and is a predicted model, not a curated record.